Molecule: messenger RNA, 2304 nt
Organism: Lasiodiplodia theobromae
Lineage: Eukaryota; Fungi; Ascomycota; Dothideomycetes; Botryosphaeriales; Botryosphaeriaceae
Exons: 1
Coding region: 1-2304 (767 amino acids)
Source: RefSeq, a predicted model, not a curated record
AUGGCCUCGAGCAGCCGCGACGACAUAACCGCGCUGCCCGUUACCCAUGCCCUGCGUACCAGCCCUCACCUCCGCCCGGCCCUGCGCAACGACUCCGAUAUACCCUACAACUUCCAACCCAAUGCCCACAGCCAAGCCGGCCCACACACAAGCUUACAGCCUUCGGGCAGUCACCGAUCUAAGCUUCAAAAACGCCCCUCCAAAGACGGUCCACCGAGGAGAAAGUCAACCAAGAAACGCAAGGACGACCAAGUCCGCGAGGAGGAGAUCAGAGCCAUGAGUGCUCCCAUUGCCAUCAAGCGGCCGGCGCCUCAGUCCGGCAGCACCAUGCGCCGUGACAGCAAAAAGGUUCGCAGAGGCUUUAGCAGACAUUUCGAUAACCGGCCCACGUCCGAUGUCUCCCUGCCCAUGGCCGACUCAAUUCAGUCGUCUAUGACGGGUAGCUCGGAAAUGCUGUCAACCUCUUACAGGGUCAGCGCGCUUGACGUCUUCGCCCCCAGACCCACCAUCCGUUAUUCGAGUAGUCCGCCCAUCUAUAAUUGGCAGCACCAUGCCCAAGAACGCGCCGACGUAUCCCGGUCCAAUUCGCAACGUCGGAGGAUCAGCAAGGAAGCACUCAAAGAGAGCAAAACUAUCGACGAUCUGGCGGAUGACAUGGAUGCCGGCACAUUAAGAGAACUGAUGGAAAGGGAUCAGAGAAGAAAAGAACGGAAAAGGAAAGCAGAUGAAGAACGCCUCCGCCGGAAACUUGAGAAGAGAGCAGAGAAACAGCGCCAGAAGGAGGCCAGCAGAGAGCAGGCAGCCGCCGCGAGGGCUGAUGCUGAGCUCGACGCGGCAAUGGGGCUUGGAAUUGAGGACAGGGCUCCUGCUGCGGAAGUGGCCCAGGACGGCCACGCCCCGAGAAUCAUUACCACACCCACAAGACCGCCGCCAACGCCUGCCGAGACGACAUCAUCGCCUGUUAAGACACCGGUCGAUGAUCCCGUCGUAGCUACCGCUCAGGCUGUUCGUUACUCGCAAGCCUCCCAGAAUCUGUCCCCCCCAACCUCGCCUGUUCACCAACACGCACGAGGCCCUUCGAACGUGUCCGACCUUCCUGAGCUGACUCAGGAGGUUACUCCAUCCGCCAUCCAGCCGUCUACCAUUAGUCGGAAUUCCUCGCUCAGCCGUAGAAGAAGUUCCGACGUCAGCAAACGCGGUGGUUGGUGGUCGACUUUCAAACGCCGCCCUUCAGCCCUGCUGAAGAGACGGUCAGUUGAUCAAACCACUAAUGUCACUGCGCCGUCCGACAUCUCCUUCUCCAACACGUCCAGAGAAUCCAUGGGCCGUCAUGCGCUGCCUGCCCAUCUUGUGCAGCAACCCGUCCGUAAAGCAUCCGGCACUCCGGUCCGCACCAUGUCGAAAUUCCGCGAAGAUCUUCCCGAGAGGAUGCCACUGUCGCCGCCUGAUUCGAGGGUGCAGUCCCCAGAAGUUGUUUCCGCCAAAGCACUCUCUGCCCGCAGAGGCCUUUCUGAGACUCCAGAUACACAUGAGCUCGAAGAACCCAAGUCAACGGAGGAUGGUGCCACCAAGCUCCGAACAGACUCUCCUGUCAGCCCUGCUGGCAGGACUUCGGCGCUCAUGUCUGGCUCUCUCGCCUCGGUCGAUUCGGAAGGUUCGUGGUUCUCCGGUAGACCCGUCAAGCGCGGCUCUAGGGCCAUGCGCAGCAGCUAUGGCUCGUCUUUCAGGAGACCGCGGGAAGACUGGAAUGCUUCCUACGAGGAGCUCGGCAUCCCCGAUGACGAGUACUUCCGUAGACUGACGCCCGGCCCUGAGGAAUCGUGGAAUGUACCCAACCAUGAGAUGCAGCGCAAGGCGAGCAGUGUCGCUCUCGCAAACAAUACCGAUGCCGGCGCCGAAGACGACGAAGACGAGGAUGACCAGCCCACCCCCGAGGAGACAGUCGUGCACAACUCGAUUGUCAGGAAACCCACCGUUGUUCACCGCCAGGCGCGUGCCAAGUCUCAGGAGGGUCUUCUUAGCUUCUUCCCCGAUGAAGCACAAGAUGCUUCGGCCGGCGGUGAAGCGAUGGAAGGUGUCAUUCCUGCAACGCCCGUUGAAGACAAGACAGACAGCCCAACAGCCCUCGAGGAUAGUCCCGAGGUCACGGUGCACCGGGCUUCGAGUAUCAACUUGUCCAAGGGGCAUGCGCGGCAAUUCAGCGGCAGCAGCGCGAAGCUCUUGGACAUCAGGUCCAGCCGGAGUUCCAUUGAUGCAAACAGGGCGAGUGCAACCUCGCAAGCCUCCCCCGACCCCCAGUCGUAA